Messenger RNA from Colius striatus (speckled mousebird), 995 nucleotides. RefSeq names its product LRP2 binding protein (gene LRP2BP). The coding region runs from base 142 to 900 and encodes 252 amino acids. Gene Ontology annotation, molecular function: protein binding. NCBI's taxonomy places the organism in Eukaryota, Metazoa, Chordata, Aves, Coliiformes, Coliidae. The record is from RefSeq and is a predicted model, not a curated record. The transcript is spliced from 7 exons.
UACUACUUGUUGAAACAUGUUAUCCUUGAGAUUUCUGUCCCUGCCCACUUGAGCUACAACUGGUCGCCUGUGUAUUUGAAAGGGCUGUAUGAAGAAGCAUUAACACAAUUUGAAAAAAUCAAGGAUACAGAUUUUCAAGCAAUGUAUCAGCUUGGUGUCAUGCACUAUGAUGGACUGGGCACAAAAGAAGAUCCUGAAAAGGGAGUGGAAUACAUGAAGAAAAUACUGGACUCUGAUUCCCCAAAAGCAAGACACUUGAAGUUUGCAGCUGCCUACAAUCUCGGCAGAGCGUAUUAUGAAGGAUGUGGUGUGAAGCAGUCAACUGAAGAGGCAGAAAGGUUAUGGCUUAUUGCUGCAGACCAUGGGAACCCAAAAGCAAGCGUGAAGGCUCAGAGUACUUUGGGAAUGCUUUAUUCCGUGUCAGUUCUAAAAGAUCUGAAGAAGGCCUUUUUCUGGCAUUCGGAAGCAUGUGGCAAUGGAAACUUGGAAUCACAGGGAGCACUUGGUGUUAUGUAUCUUUAUGGACAAGGUAUACGUCAAAACACUAAGGCUGCUUUGGAGUGUUUGCAAGAAGCAGCUGAACGUGGAAACAUCUAUGCUCAAGGCCAUCUUGUGGAAUAUUAUUACAACAGAAAAUUUUACUCAACGGCUGCUGCAGUAGCCAAAAGGGCUACAGCAAGUGAUGACAUUGAGAUGCUGGCAAAGGUGACCAACUGUCUUCCUAAGUAUGUAGCCAAGGGGGCUGCCAUGGCUGCUUUCUACUUGGCCAGGUGCCUCCAGCGUGGCCUGGGUGUACAGCAAGAUCAAGCUGCUGCCAAAAAGUACUAUUCUAUGGCGUGCCUUCUGGAUCCUGCUGUUGCUUCUGACCUUGAACUGGCAGCAAAUCUUGGGAGAAUUUAGUGUUUCCUUUGUGACUGGUAUAUAAACGUAUUUCCUACAGUAAAACAUCUUUAAGCUCGUGAAAUCAGACUGUUGAUCCCUUACUACUGCUUGCU